Messenger RNA from Malania oleifera, 3261 nucleotides. Its product is annotated as pentatricopeptide repeat-containing protein CRR2, chloroplastic-like. The record is from RefSeq and is a predicted model, not a curated record. The coding region runs from base 279 to 2186 and encodes 635 amino acids. Gene Ontology annotation, biological process: RNA modification. NCBI's taxonomy places the organism in Eukaryota, Viridiplantae, Streptophyta, Magnoliopsida, Santalales, Ximeniaceae. Gene Ontology annotation, molecular function: zinc ion binding; protein binding; RNA binding. The transcript has 2 exons.
UAGAAACAUGGAACCCAAACUUUCGAUCGGGUUCAAUGUUUAGGAUUUCGAAUUGAUUACCAGACCACCGAACUGCGCACAGCUGCAUGGUCCCAUGAGGCCCCGGACCUCGUGCUCAGCCUUUUCUGGAGUAUGAUCGAGCAUCCUCUCCCCAUCUCUCUCUCUGACCCAUUUUCUGGACUAGACUGGUCGGGUUUUCGGAAAGGUCAGGUAGGACAUAGAACUCAGAAAGCCUUCAAAUCGAGCUCCUUCCUCACACAUUCUCUCUCUCUCCCCCCAUGAGAUGGAACAGACUUCCUCAAAGCCUAAGCUUACGAACUAUCGUAGAGCCCCUCAUGCAAAACCCACCUCACCUCUCCUCCUAUGCACCCAUCUUCCAGUUCUUGACCGGCCAGAACUUCCUAAAACUUGGCCAACAGACCCACGCCCACAUGACCCUCCGUGGUCUCCAACCCGACGCCUUUCUCGCCGCCAAGAUGGUCGCCAUGUACGCUAGCUCCGGCGACCUUGACUCCGCCGUAAUUCUAUUCCACCGAGUCGCUUACCCCUCCACUCUUUUGUUUAAUUCGAUUAUUCGGGCUUAUACCCGAUUUGGAUAUCCUCAAAAAACCGUAGGAAUCUAUCAUAGAAUGCGUGGUCUGGGCCUUCAGGCUGAUCACUUUACAUUCCCAUUUGUUCUAAAGUCUUGCGCUGAUUUAUCCGGUGCUUGUAUGGGGCAAUGUGUACAUGGGCUGAGUUUGAGAUGUGGAUUGGAGUGCGAUAUUUACGUUGGCACGUCCCUGAUUGAUAUGUAUGUUAAAUGUGGUUUCAUGGAUGAUGCCAACAAAGUGUUUGAUAUAAUGAAUGUGAAAGAUAUUUCUUCGUGGAAUGCACUGAUUGCGGGUUACAUGAAGGAAGGAAGGAUUCAUCUUGCCGAGGAUUUGUUUGGACGUAUGCCGCGUAGGAAUACUGUUUCAUGGACUGCAAUGAUAUCUGGGUACACUCAGAAUGGGCUUGCAGAACCAGCAUUAUCUUUGUUUGAUGAGAUGUUACAAGAGGAUUCUGAGUGUAAGCCCAACUGGGUAACAAUUAUGAGUGUCCUUCCCGCAUGUGCGCAUUCAGCUGCCCUUGCACGUGGGAGACAGAUACAUAAAUUCUCUAGUGAGAUUGGUCUGGAUUCGAAUUCUUCUGUCCAGACGGCACUUGUUGCAAUGUACGCUAAGUGUGGGAGCCUUGUUGAGGCACGCCACUGUUUUGAUAAGUUAUGUUUUAGAGAAAAGAAUUUGGUUGCUUGGAACACUAUGAUAGGUGCUUACGCUUCUCAUGGAUGUGGGAUGGAAGCUGUAUCAACAUUUGAGGACAUGAUAAGAGCUGGGGUGGAACCAGAUGCAAUCACAUUCAUGGGUUUGUUAUCUGGGUGCAGCCAUUCUGGUCUUGUUGGUAUUGGCUUAAGGUACUUCAAUUGUAUGAAUAGGGUUUACUUUGUGGAACCAAGAGUUGAACACUAUGCUUGUGUCGUAGAUCUAUUUGGCCGUGCUGGGCGAUUGGUUGAAGCAAAAGAGUUAAUCGAUCGAAUGCCCGUGGAGCCUGGACCUAGCAUCUGGGGUGCACUAUUGGCUGCUUGUCGGAGCCACCGAAAUUUAGAGAUUGCAGAGAUGGCAGCUAGAAAGCUGUUUGCUUUGGAACCAGAAAACAGUGGGAAUUAUGUGAUGCUGUCAAAUACAUAUGCUGAAGUUGGGAUGUGGAAGAAGGUGGAUACUUUGAGAUCUAUUCUAAAACUUCGAGGCAUGAGGAAAAAUCCUGGAUGCAGCUGGAUUGAGGUUAAUGGGAAAGCCCAUUUGUUUCAUGGAGGAGAUAAAUCUCACCCACAGACAAAGGAAAUUUACUUCUUGCUGGAAGCCUUGCCCGAGAAGAUCAAGGCAGCUGGUUACAUACCAGAUACUAGUUUUGUGUUGCAUGAUGUCAGCGAAGAAGAGAAAGAGUACACCUUAGCAACUCACAGUGAGAAGCUUGCCAUUGCUUUUGGCCUUAUUAACACCUGUCCUGGAACAGUACUUCGAGUGACCAAAAACCUUAGAAUCUGUGGAGACUGUCACACAGCCUGCAAAUUCAUUUCCAAAAUCUACGAACGGGUGAUAAUUGUGAGAGACGUCAAUCGAUUCCAUUACUUCAAAGACGGAUCUUGUUCUUGUGGAGACUACUGGUGAGUAACCAAGGAGCUAAAAUGCUAUUUUUAAGCAUUGGUCUCAGUAAGUUCACCACACAGCUUCUGGAUUGUUUUAUUCAUCAUCAUUCCAAGGAGGGAGAUCUUGGAUCUUUGGACAUCUGUUGUCAUUCCACACUAUUUAAUAUCUCAAACUUCGACUGUGAUGUCAGCAAGAUAUUUGAUUUGUUUAGUCUGGGGAAGCCUAAACCUUCAAGCAUAGCUCGUCAAGGAGCUGACUAGCAUGCUGCGUGUUGAAGUCUACUUCUAACAGUUGAAUCAGUUCAAGAAAAUUUAUAGAAUUUCAAGAAAACAUUUUUGGUGAGGACGUUCCCUGCUGAAGUUGCUCUGUUGCUUGGUUAUAAACAACUUUAAUGACAGAAGUGUUUGCGUGGAGGAGGAAGGACUUGGUUGAAGUCAUAGUGGUCUUAGUGACUUCCAACGAAAAGGAUAUCAGUCCACUGUCAUUAGUCAUGUGAUCUCUAACAAAGAGUUUCAAAGGAGGUGUUGGGAACAAAGGCCAGAACUUUUGCAUGCUGGUAACCCCACCUAUGGAAUUGGAGGAAAGAUGAAAUCAAAUGAAGCAGAUAUUGUAGUCAUCUACAGUGCGGAGGACUGAGGACUAGCCUGAGGAUCUCAAUCUUUUCAAAGACAAAUUUUUACAUGUUUCAAGGGGAUUUGCAGUUGUGCAGUUUCAUUUGCUAGUGCUGUUUUUGGUUAUUGAUUGAGCCGGUUGGACAUUGUACAUGAGUCCCUUACUUCUUAACUUACACUGUGUUGGGUUUUGUGGAGCCUAGUUGUGCCGACCCGAAAUAAUGCUGCGUGUUUUUUAAUGAAAGAUUUUCUUACUCAGGGCUUAGUCCAUGGAGCGAAGGCUUGGGCCAAUAGGCCUUUUUCAUAGCCCAUUGGGAGCCCUGUGUGCAGCAUAUAAAGCUAUUGUUUUUUGGUGAUUAGGUUUGGCCGUCAUUUUGAGAGCGAGAGAGAAAACAUUGUAAAGAUGCACUCUCUGUUUUUCUUCCUGAUUAUAGUGAAAUCCCUGCAACUCCGUGGACGUAGGCAAAUUUGCCGAACCACGAAAA